AUGGAUGCCAUGGACAUAGAUCCCGACGGUAGGAAGUAUUUGUGCCCUCCGCCCGGCUUCUUCGAAGCUCUCGCCGAUUUUCCGGACUACGAUGACCUCCCUCCCAAGCACAAGACCGUGCAGCACAAAGCUCAUAAGCACCUGAUCUGCCUCCCGCAGCGCGAAGAAUUGGAGAGAAAUAAGUUGUUCGCUAAGCAUACGAAGGAGCUGGAGGAGUUUUAUGCGAAGUUGCCGGAGCAGUGGGAUCCAGACACGGUGGAGUACGCAGUCUCGAGUGGGAGGCCGGCGGAGAGUAUGUGUUUAUUACCAUCGACGAAGGCCUUGCUCAACACUACAAUCUCGACGAAUUCUUCAAUGGAUCUAAGCAGCAUCAAGGCCGCCAUCUGCACCCUCAUCCCCACCAACACACCUUCCGACGACAAACUCUCCCUCAACGAACUUACCCUUCGCCUCGGUGCUGUCGCAGUGAGUCUCCGUUCAUCGAUGGUGGAGGAGUAUGAAGCGUUACGAUUUCGUCAACUCGAGGAGCGGAAUUACUUGCACAAGAUGUUGAAGGAGGAGCUUGGUGGGAUGGAUCGGGUACCGAGGAUGCCGGCACGGGAAGUGAGGGAUGUGGGUGUGGGACAGCAGGGUGUUGAACAGCAACCAGCAGUGCAACGGCCUGCUCAAGGCCUUCGUCUCGAUACAACCGCACCGCCUUCUUCCAUCCCACUAAAACGCGGUAUUUCCCCCUCUGUCGCAAAUGCACCGCGCAUUCCUCCUGCACUCCGCACUGAAAACGACCAUGCACUCUCUCCAGUCGCACUUCAUCGACACCCAUUGGAGUUUCCUGGAUACGCUUGUGAACAUUACAGGAACUACGGGUCUUGUCGUCACCGUGAAGAAUGUGUUCGCGCUCUGAAGAUUGAAAAGGAGGAGCGUUCUAUGAGUCCCCAAUACAGCUACGGCGAUGGCCCGGGCAUGCAUCUCAGUCGUGAACGCAACCUUCGGGAGGAUUACCACUCGGAAAGGUUCAUGCAGCCGAACACUGGGCCAACGGUGACAAGGAAUUCAAUUCGUCCGCCGCGGGAGGGCGAUCGAAGCAAUUAUUCGGUCAAACCGGUAGUAGCACCGCGUGCUACGUCUCCGCCUGGAAUCAAGACCCCUGUUGUUUCUCCAGCAGCAAACACUGUUUUGGCUAAUCGGCUUCCAGCACCAGCACAUAAUACCGGUGGUGAGUCAACCCAAACCUCCACGAGGGUGUUGUUCGUCGGCAACCUCCCCUUCGAAACCAAAGAGACAGAUUUGAGAGAACAUUUUGGCAAGGCGGGCGCCAUUCAGCACGUCAACAUACCAAAAAACAAGCAGAGCAGGGGAUACACGAUUUAUGCAUUUGUGUAUUUCGAGACGACGGAGGCUGUGACGCGUGCAUUGAGCAUGCAUGAUCUUGGAGAUUUCUGGGGGAGGAAACUCAGACUUCAAUACGGACGCAUGAAGGAUAUCCCGAACCAGGGCGAGCGAGCCGCAGCGAUGGCAGAAGGAGGAGCUGGUGGCACAGCCAUCCUGAAUCAGUCUGACCCACUCCCCGAAGUCUCCACAUCCCACACAGACGAAGAAGCACACCGUCAAAAGCCCCGUGAAGGUCGUGAGGUCGACCUGUGGAGCGUCUUUACCAGGAUCAACAUCAUCGCAGACCAAUGUGCCGUCAUCCUACCCCUCGUGGGCGCCCAAGUCGAGUUAUUCGCUCAAGGCAAAGUCCCCUUCGCCUCCGUCAUCCGCGAAGCCUUCAACGCGCUCCCUUUUCCCGCAAUGUCCCAUCCAGUCGACUACAAAGGAAUCGGGGAGUUCAUGACCUGGGUCAAUUUGCCGACCACCUACCCACUUGUGCAAGUGGUCGGUAUGGCGAUGGGGCCGUUGUUGUUGGCGGGGAAGCUAUCGUUGCAGGGUGCGAGUAGUGUCAUGGCGAGUGCGCACAAACUGUGUUGUGAGAUUGAGGAGCAGGGGAGGGUGUUGCCGAGUGUGGAGGAGAUGAGGCCGAGGACGAUUAUGGGGGGUGCUGUGGAGGUGAAAUCGUAUGAGAAAGCGAGGGAUCCUAGAUUGAAUCCGUAG
Molecule: messenger RNA, 2088 nt
Organism: Saitoella complicata NRRL Y-17804
Lineage: Eukaryota; Fungi; Ascomycota; Saitoellomycetes; Saitoellales; Saitoellaceae
Exons: 2
Coding region: 1-2088 (695 amino acids)
Molecular function (GO): RNA binding
Source: RefSeq, a predicted model, not a curated record